Messenger RNA from Bipolaris oryzae ATCC 44560, 984 nucleotides. RefSeq lists its product as uncharacterized. Bases 1 to 984 code for a protein of 327 amino acids. Gene Ontology annotation, molecular function: thiolester hydrolase activity; palmitoyl hydrolase activity. NCBI's taxonomy places the organism in Eukaryota, Fungi, Ascomycota, Dothideomycetes, Pleosporales, Pleosporaceae. The record is from RefSeq and is a predicted model, not a curated record. The transcript has a single exon. Gene Ontology annotation, cellular component: lysosome.
AUGCUGCGCUUACUCCCCAUCUCCACCUUGCUUCUUGUGGCGCAAACCUUAGCGCUACCUUCUGCGCACAGCGAAUCUAAACCCUUACCGCUGCUUAUCUGGCACGGCCUGGGCGACAACUAUGCUGCAGAUGGCCUGCAAAGCGUCGGUGAACUUGUAAACGAGACAGUUCCAGGCACUUAUGUUUAUUACAUCCGACUUGACGAAGAUCCUGGAAGCGACCGGACUGCGACGUUUUUGGGCAAUUUGACUGAGCAGAUUGCUCAAGUUUGCGACGACAUCCUGGAACAUGAGGUCUUGUCGCAAGCGCCGGGCCUCAAUGCGAUGGGCUUCUCACAAGGCGGACAGUUUCUUCGGGGCCUAGUGGAAAGAUGCGGAGAUCGCAUCAACAUCAAGAAUCUGGUGACCUUUGGAAGCCAGCACAACGGCAUUGCAAAGUACCAGAUUUGCAAAGAUGGAGAUUGGCUAUGCAAAGGGUAUAUUGGAUUACUCAAGGCAAACACCUGGGGUUCUUGGGUUCAAGGACACCUUGUCCCAGCACAGUACUUCAAAGCCACCAAUGAAACCACCGGCGAGCCGACCGACGAAUACCUCGAGGCGUCGAAUUUCCUUGCAGACAUCAACAACGAGCGAGCGCUGAAGAACCCGGCAUAUGCAAAGAAUCUCGCGGCACUGGACAACUUCGUCAUGUACGUGUUCGAGGACGACACAACAGUCAUACCCAAGGAGAGCGGCUGGUUUGCGUACACAAACCUUACCAGCAACGAGGUAACAGAGCUGAGGGAUCGCGACAUAUACAAAGAGGACUGGAUUGGAUUGAAGAAGUUGGAUCAAAAGGGUGGUCUGCAUUUCAAGACCACCAAAGGUGGACAUAUGAACUUGGGCGACAAGGUUCUGAAGGAUGUCUUCAAGACUUAUUUCUCUCCGCAAGGCACGAAACAGGCUGGUUUGACUGAAGAUGUACAGGAUGUUAUGGAGUUGUAG